AUGCUCGCGUUCCCCUUUCUUCUGGGGUUUUCCGUACUCGUGCUCCUCCCCGUCGUGCUGUGCGCGGAGGACUACUACAGAAUUUUAGGACUGGACAGGUCCGCGUCUGAUCGUGACAUAAAAAAAGCUUAUCGGACGCUAAGUAAAAAGUUCCAUCCUGACAAAAAUCCCGGAAACGAUUCAGCGCAUCAAAAAUUUGUCGAUAUAGCCGAGGCAUAUGAUGUCCUAUCCACUCCCUCGACAAGGAAAAUUUACGACCAGUAUGGACAUGAAGGACUAGAGCAGCAUAAGCAAGGCGGAGGACGAACACAUGACCCAUUCGAUAUUUUCUCACGCUUCUUCGGAGGAGGUGGACAUUUUGGCCAUUCCCCCGGCCAACGCCAUGGGCCUGCUAUGGAAGUUCGCCUCUCAGUGCCUCUCAGGGAUUUCUAUAAUGGCAGAGAGGCGACUUUUGAAGUGGAAAAACAACAGAUCUGCGAAGCUUGUGAGGGGACUGGGUCUGCUGAUGGGGAGGUCGAGACCUGCCAUCAGUGUGGAGGUAGGGGAGCGGUGAUCAAAAAGCAUAUGCUGGCCCCGGGGAUUUUCCAGCAGGUUCAAAUGCAUUGCGAUAAGUGUGGCGGACAAGGGAAGACAAUACGGCGUCCCUGUCCCGUAUGCCAUGGUCAGCGCGUUGUGAAGAAAGCCGUCCCAAUGUCAGUGACGAUAGAGAGGGGGAUGCCCAAAGGGACCAAGAUAACGUUUGAAAACGAGGCAGAUGAAAGCCCCGACUGGAUAGCCGGCGAUCUGGUUAUUAAUCUUGAGGAGAGGGAACCAGCGAUUUUCGAAGCCGAGAACGACCGAACUGAUGGUACGUUCUUCCGACGGAAGGAUGACGACUUGUUUUGGAGAGAAGUUCUCAGUCUCCGAGAAGCAUGGAUGGGAGACUGGACGCGCAACAUCACACACCUGGACGGCCAUGUCGUCCAGUUGCGUCGGAAACGGGGCGAGGUAGUUCAACCCCUCUCCGUCGAAACUAUAAAAGGUGAAGGCAUGCCCAUCUGGCACGAUGGUCAUAUGAACGCUCAUGACCACGGCGAAGAGUAUGGUAGUCUCUACGUCGAAUACACUGUCGUCCUCCCAGACCAAAUGGAGAAAGGGAUGGAAAAGGACUUUUUCGCGCUAUUCGAAAAAUGGCGCAAGAAGAACGGCGUGAAUCUCGAUAAAGACAGCGGCAAGCCCACCCGCGCCCAUCUUAAGGAUGAAUUGUAA
Molecule: messenger RNA, 1248 nt
Organism: Histoplasma mississippiense
Lineage: Eukaryota; Fungi; Ascomycota; Eurotiomycetes; Onygenales; Ajellomycetaceae
Exons: 2
Coding region: 1-1248 (415 amino acids)
Biological process (GO): protein refolding
Cellular component (GO): cytoplasm
Molecular function (GO): Hsp70 protein binding
Source: RefSeq, a predicted model, not a curated record